Branchiostoma belcheri (Belcher's lancelet) is the source of this 4059-nucleotide messenger RNA. RefSeq names its product zinc finger protein PLAG1-like. Gene Ontology annotation, cellular component: cytoplasm; nucleus. Lineage: Eukaryota; Metazoa; Chordata; Leptocardii; Amphioxiformes; Branchiostomatidae. Gene Ontology annotation, molecular function: DNA-binding transcription factor activity; RNA polymerase II cis-regulatory region sequence-specific DNA binding; histone deacetylase binding. The coding region runs from base 333 to 2033 and encodes 566 amino acids. Gene Ontology annotation, biological process: cell fate commitment; regulation of transcription by RNA polymerase II. The record is from RefSeq and is a predicted model, not a curated record. The transcript has 6 exons.
AGGAAUGUGGGAAGAGUCUUCCAGGAGAGUGUCAGCUCCAUGGCACCCUACUCAAGGUCAAAGACAAGGUCAUCCCGUCCCGGGCUCGCCUCACUCUACCUCACUACCUUCAGUUGCGGGAACUGGAGAUUCGACCCGGAAACAAACAACUUCUGGGUGUGUUUGCCAAAAAAGUGAUUCAGAAAAGAACUCAGUUUGGUCCGUUUGAGGCCACCCUGGUCACUAGCAUAGCAAACCUCACCAACAGAGAUGAAAACAAAUUUCUGCUACAGGUUUUUAAGAACGGGAAGGAGUACUACCUGGACACACCCAAUGAAGAUGUUUGUAACUGGAUGAUGUUUGUGAGACCAGCCCGGAACCAUGCGGAACAGAACAUGGUGGCCUACCAGUACAGGGACAAGAUCUACUUCUCCUCCACUAAGCCGAUCGAGCCACACUGCGAGCUGAAAGUGUGGUAUGCUGCAGACUACGCAAAGAGGAUGAACAUGCAAGUGUUAGUCAAAGAGGAAGAUGAGCUCUCGUGUGCCCUCCAGAGCAAGCCACAGGAGAUCAGACCAGUAAGUACUCUGGACUUUUUCAAGACCGAGAAUCACACGGAGCCAUGGAAAUGCUCCAACUGUAACAACGUGUUCAGCACCUUCGCUCUCCUGGAGGAACACUCCUGUAGCGCCGCCAUAACCGUGGCCCCAACAACACCCGCAACCACUAAGACUCCGAAGAAAAAAGGUCGGAAGGUGAAGAAACGGAAUGCCGAAGGGGCAAAGGCGAGACUCGCGUCGAAACUGGGAGACAAAAGGAGAGAGGGGGUCCUAAAAAAGGUGAAACGAAGAAUACGGGAGCUAAAACCGAGAAAGACUUAUCCUUGCAAUGCCUGUGGGAAAGUUUUUAUUAACCUGGAGAAGUUGAAAAUCCACACGUACACCCACACGGGGGAGCGGCCGUUCAAGUGCAGUAGUGAUGGCUGCGACAAGGCUUUUGUAUCUAAGUAUAAACUCCUUCGACACAUGACAACACACUCGCCUCACAAGACGCAUAAAUGUGCGUACUGUGAGAAGAUGUUCCAUCGGAAAGAUCACCUGAAGAACCACCUUCAGACGCACGACCCCAACAAGGAAGCGUUUAAGUGUGAGGAGUGUGGAAAAGAGUACAACACAAAACUGGGUUUCCGGCGGCACAUGGCACUGCAUUCGGCGGCGGCGGGCGACCUGACGUGCCGCGUCUGUUCAGCAAUGUACGAGAGCACGGAAGCGCUCUUAGAACACUUGAAGGUCCAUUCGGGCAAGCCCGCGGGGGGAAUGAAGGAGAAGAAACACAAGUGUGAUCACUGCGAUCGGAGGUUUUACACGAGAAAGGACGUGCGCCGGCACCUGGUGGUACACACUGGGAGGAAAGACUUCUUGUGCCAAUUCUGCGCCCAGAGGUUUGGGAGAAAAGACCACCUGACCAGGCACACCAAGAAGAGCCACUGCGCAGAAUUCUUAAAGAUCAAAGAAUCGCCGGACGGCUCGACUUCCUCCCAGCUGCUCUCUCCCAUGGAGGCUCCAGACUUGAACUUUGGGUCCCUACCAAGGGACGACAGUCUUCCAAAACUGACCAUCAACAAAGGACGGCCACUAACGAAGGCGGAAACGAAAGCGUUCACGAACAAACCGGAGCCGCCCCCGAAAGUGGCCAUGGAGAUUUCCAUAGAAACAAGCAAUACCAACCCGGACGACGGACCAAUGGGACUGAAGCUGCCCGGUCCGGCGGUCAUCACGGAGCCGGUGAAUGCCAGUACGGUGGACUUGGGCCAACUCCUGGGCUUCCUUCCCCUGAACUCUGCCCUGAAUGCAAGCAUCCCCAUCACCCAGCCUCAGACUUCACUACAGGCCAUGAACAUACCCAUGACAAUGUCCAUGACCCCACAGUCCACGUCCUCUCGGAUAUCUGUGCAAAACCACAUGACCAUGAGCCCAACCGCCAGCCUCACCUCUCAAAUCCCGUUUGUCCCGUUGUCACAGUCAUUGCCAAGGUUCCAUCAAGCAUUUCAGUGAGUGCAAUGGAGAAUGGCAGGUCGUGUUUUGACUUUUGUUUGUGUUUUAGACUUUUCUCUGGUGCUACAGUAAGUAAGUAAGAGGUAGUAAGAGGCACAUGUGAGCAGAGAAAAUUGUCCGGAUGGAUGCAUAGUGUUAAAGGUCUCAGGCAUACGAGUAAACCUCCCCAGGCAAGCUAAGGGAACGUUCCUUGAUCAGUGAAUAUUUUAAAAGACUUUUGUUUUUACCUCAUGUGCCCCGCUGUGAAAGAUGGGCUUGGCAUUGCGGCAGUACUGUGAGUGCAGUAACACUGAACGAUGCAGUGAAAUUUUUGCAUGUCACCAUUUGGUUUGAAGAUGAGCUCAGGCUGAAGAACCCUCUAGGAGAUGAGAAUAGUACUGCAAGGACGCUGAAUAGGUGGAAAUUUCGGGAAUCGUCCGUCUUGGUGCCAGAUAUUAUUAUUUCUGGUAAUAGUUUGUUUCUACUUGGAAACUAAUUAUCGAUUGUACAGUGUGUAUGUCCUGGAUAUGUGCCAAAGUUGUCUGAGAAGGAAGAAGAAUUCAGAUGCACACAAUGUACAUGUACAUCGUCUAAUGAUUUCAGAGAGAUAGAGUGAACAUUUUGGUUUCAGUUCCUAACAAAACUAAGGUAUAAGUGGAACAGUUACUCCCCCUCCUUUGUUCCUUUUGUCAUAUUAAGAUAAUAUCGCUGAAUUUUCCGAAAAAAUGUCACUUUCUCUCUUACCACAUUGGCACUUUCUGGGUGCAUGUCCAUGGCUUUCUCUCACUUAGUCAAGACUAGCAUUGUACCAGUUUGCCAAUCAUCUAACCAACAGUGUUACAAAAAAGCAAGAAUGUUAUUAUUAUUAUCUCUGAUUUUUUCUGUGUACCUCUUUUUAGUAUUGUAUAAAAUUUACAAACAGCUACAUACCUCUGUUAAGGAACAUCCAUGUACGCAAGUGUAUAAUAGUUUAUUUGUGUAACUAUUUAUAUCUUUAAUACUUAGUUAAAUAAAUUGAAGGCAGCCUAACUAAAGAAAAAAGAUAUAACUAAGUCACUGUAUAUAGGUAUAUAUAAAAAAAACAAAGAGACUAGCAUUCCAUGGUAUGUACUGUAUCUUGUACUAUACCGACAAAUGAUGUAUAAAAGGAAGAACAGUCAUGUAUGUGGAACCCUUUAUCUUAUAACACACUUGUCAAGGCAAGAGCUACAUGUGCAAGAUGACAGUUACUCAAAUUGGGAGGCUAUCGACCUCACAAGUUGGCUUUAAGAAAGUAAUGAAAAUAAAGCAAAAGAUAUGGUAAGAAUCAGGUGUUCUAUUAAAUCAACAUUUUGGCGACUGUCUGUCACUUUCUUCAGGGCAAUUCUGACUGGUUCACAUUGCACUGCAGCACAGGUGUCACUACUAUAGAUGUAUGCUGAAUACUUUGCUUUGGGAAUGCAUCUAUAGCAGUGACACCUGUGCUAUAGUGCAAUGUGAACCAGUCAGAAUUGUCCUGAGGAAGGUGAGAGGCAGUUACUGAAAUGUCGGCUGAAUAAAACACGUUGACUUACCAACCUGAAGAAACUAUUCACAGUAACAUUCAUAGUUUCACAGACAAUGUGCUUCUAUUAUAGAAAGUAAGGAGUAACAUGUUCUUAUCAAGAGCAUCCCAAAAAGUGCAGAAACUGUCAACUUGCUUGAAUGUCUUUUAACCUCUUCAAGCAGGGAGGAAAAAAUUCAUCUGUAGGUGAGCCUUUUUUUGUCAACUCAUACAGUGGUAGGGUCAUAGUUCAGGAACUUUUUCUUGCUUUUAAUGUAACAGAGAGGUCCAUUUUUUAAAUUUUUUUAUUGUCAUACCGUUCCUUAGACAAUUUGGAAUGAUCUAAAGUUUGCACAAGUAGGCAGGGAAGUUAUACAAUAAUUGAUAAUCUAAUAAAGUACCUUUUCAGGACUAAACCCUAUGCAAGUACAAAUGUGCCAGAAUCGAUGACAUGAGAAAAGCUGCCAGGGAAUUUGGAGUUUUUCUCUCUGCUUGAAGAGUGAUAUUACACACUAGUAGCUCGAG